GCAUCACGCACUUAACAGCUCCAAAAUACCCAACGGGGCGGAGCUUCUUAGACCGGGACUUCCCACUUUCUGCGUUUGAAGACGCAUUCAGAUGACGGAAGUCACUUGCGCAGCCGCACGUGGAGCAAUAGGAGAGUUCGGGAGUUGGGCAAUGGGCAAGAGCAAAGGAAAAGGACAGAAGCAGAAGAAUGUAUUCCAUGUGGCCAACAAAAACAUCACAAAGGCAAAAAGUAAAGCCAAGCCAGUGACAACCAGUCUGAAAAAGAUCAAUAUAGUGAAUGAUGAAAAGGUUACCAUGGUAAAUAAGAUAUUUACACAAGUACAGAAAGAAGUCAAGCAGUUAUCCAAAGCCGCUUCAUCAGAUCCACCCAAAAGGCAUCUGAUCCAAGAGUCCCCAGAAAGAGAACCACCUAAUGUGGAUGCUGCUACCAACUUAUUGUCUCAUCUGUAGUAUUAAGUGUUUGGACUCCAGUACCCCAUUUAACAUCAGCAAACAAAAUUGUUGUAUACUUUGUAUUUUUAAAGAAUCUUGUUUAUAUACAGGCAUUGACACUCUUCAAUACAAUGUACAAAUGGUUUUCCUAAAUCUAGGAAUAUGGAAUGUCAGACUUUUUAAAAAGUGGAGGCAGGGAGGGAAAAGGAGAAAUUUAAAGUGCUAAUAAAAAGGCACCCCACAAAAUGGAUUCAGUGGACCAAUGCAGCAUUACCUAGCUUAUGCCCUUCAUUUUACAAUUGGCAGUGAAAAAUAAAACAAAAACCUGCCAAAAUUUUAGAAUGAUUGCUGAAGGUUUCCAAAUGGCAAGGUAUGAAUAAAAUGCAGCACUGCCUAGAUUAUUUUACUAACAGAAAGAAGGGAGCUACGAAAUUCUGAUUUCUAAAAAAUGAUGAAACCAGUUUUCAGUCUACUUGCACCGCUGUGAUGUUGUGUAAAAAAACCCUUGUAUUUUAUUGAGUUUAGCAUUUCCUUAGCAUAACAAAAUAAGGGGGAAAUGCACAUCUGCUGUUGGUGAGUUAUAAAAGCCUUACAUUCA
This is a messenger RNA of Heteronotia binoei (common prickly gecko), 1031 nucleotides long. It is a transcript of the gene RBIS, whose product is annotated as ribosomal biogenesis factor. The transcript has 4 exons. Gene Ontology annotation, biological process: ribosome biogenesis. The coding region runs from base 92 to 451 and encodes 119 amino acids. Gene Ontology annotation, cellular component: nucleolus. The record is from RefSeq and is a predicted model, not a curated record. Lineage: Eukaryota; Metazoa; Chordata; Lepidosauria; Squamata; Gekkonidae.